Messenger RNA from Schistocerca piceifrons (Central American locust), 8797 nucleotides. RefSeq lists its product as uncharacterized. NCBI's taxonomy places the organism in Eukaryota, Metazoa, Arthropoda, Insecta, Orthoptera, Acrididae. Gene Ontology annotation, molecular function: chromatin binding. The transcript has 25 exons. The coding region runs from base 1 to 5931 and encodes 1976 amino acids. The record is from RefSeq and is a predicted model, not a curated record.
AUGAGUUAUGGACGUUAUGGAUUUGAUCCCGAUGCCCAUAACAAAGGAAGGGGCGAGAUGGAGCUCGGUUUCGGCCGCUACGGAGUGAGCAGCGGGCUGUAUUCGCUGUUUCCGGGCGCGUCCGAGGCGAGUGCUGCCAUCUACUCGCAGGCAACCAGCACCUCGACGCGCUUCAACACCUUCCACAGCUUCAUCGGUGCCCACAAAGUUGCCGACUCGCUGUUCUCGUCCAACUACUCGUUCGGCGGGCCGGGCGGUGGGGGCGCGGGGGCGGCGGGCCCGUUCUCGCCCGCCGCCGGGGGCGGCCCGGUGCCGCUGGUGGAGCGCGGGCUGGCCGGGCUCGAGCUGAUGGCCAAGGGCUUCGCCACCCGCACCACGUGGCCGCCGCCCAUCAAGAAGGAGCCGGGCACCACGGCGGCCAGCACGCCCUGCCAGGUGGCCGAGGUCACCACCAGCAUCUCGCCCAUCGCCACCAUCAAGGUGGAGGCCGCGUCGCCCGCGCCCGUCCACCACCACUCCGCCUGCAAGAAGGACGUCGCCAAUGCGGCCGUGCUGCAAGCCCCGCCUUGCGACGACCGGACGGCCAAUGGCGUGGCGCCGUGGGCGGCGGCAGCGCCGCACGGCUCCACCCUGACUCCGCCCUCGCUGUGGCAGUACCCAGCACCAGUGCCAGUACAGCUGGGUGCUGCGGACCACUCACCCCUGCCGCCGCCAGUUGGGUACCAACUUGUGAGGGACCCUCUCUCCGGACACCUGCUUCUCAUUCCUGCCGCCAACAUAGCGGGCUGCGGUCCGUGUUUUGCAGAGCACCUGCAGCGGGCCGUUCUGUGGUCUGGUAGCUCCGCUACAGCUGCGACAGGAGUGGGUGUGGGUGUGGGUGUCGGGUUUCCCACACUUCAGCCACAGCAGCCACAGCCUCAGCAGCAUAUCCAGCUGUUUGAACAUCCACCGGAAACUGCACCUGCAACCGCCACAGCAGCUGCAGAGACCACCACAACAACGCGCAUCCUUGUGCAACCGCAGUUUACACUGACAGCUCAUGCUACCGCAGCUGCUGAGCAGCCGCAGCCUGCACACACUUCCACUAAGAAGAGGACCACUGUAAUCAAGGUUGAAGCAGCAGACUGUACAGCACUGGAGGUCAAGGCGCCUACACUCACCCGCGCUGUUAGUUCUGAAGUUACUACCACAGCACCAAUCUUCCCGGCAACCAACAUUGCAACAACUCACUUUUUUUAUGAGCAGCACCCAUCAGCUGCUGCUGCCACAGCCGCAACAGCCACUGCAACAGCAGUUGUACAGUUGUCUCACACCCCUCAGCCCCCGACUCAAGUACCAUCUCAACCACAGCAAGCACAGUGUCUACCCCAAAUGCAACAACAGCAGCAACCAUCUGCUGCAGUGCAAACAGAGACUGGGAAGAGAUCUCAGGCAACAUCACCAGUAAAUCCUGCUGAUGCCUGCCUUACACCACCACCAGAGGUAGCUGCUUCCCAUGGUGAAGAGGCUGAGGAUCCUGGUAGUCAACCUGGACAACCUCCACCAGGUCUGGAAUCAGUUGUCACUGUUGCUGAUGCCAGCAACCAGACAGAUACUCCACCAUGCAGUGAAGAUGAAACAUCAGCUCAGCAGCAGCAGCAGCAGCAACAGCAGCAGCAACCACCUGUCGAUGUCAGUGGACUAGAACUUUUGUCAAACAGUAUUGAGCAGUUUGAGAGGGAGAGGCCAUCAGAGCCCAACACACCUGUGCCGAACCCACCAAUACCCAUCUCACCAGUUCCUACUAUUGUCACUGAUGCUACUCCUACUUCAACUUCUACACUGAGGUCACCAGUUCCUACAAGGGUGACAACUCUGGCUGAUGAAAAAGCUGUGGAGAUGUUGCAGAUGCUCUCUGUGCCAAAGGUCCAGGAGACAGACAGCGACAAAGUGGAGUCUGAAUUGGAUGGCUGCUCUGUGCCUCCGGAAACUGCUAUUGUUACAUCAAGCACCAGUGAUCAAAACAGCAGCACCACCAGCAGCGGCAGCAGCACUUUUACAGUGAGCACAACAACCACCACCUCCACGACGACAACCACCACAACCAGCAUCAAUAGUGAUGGCAGCAGCAACAACAAUGACAUCAACAAUGGGUGUAGCAGUGUCAGCAUUGUUGCAAGCAGCAGUAGUGUUAAUGGUGUUCUUGGUGGCCUGGGACUUUUGUGUGCUCUUGCAGAGCAACGAAUUAUGGAAGAAGUAGGACACAACUUGUCAAAAGAUCAAGAUGUAGAGCCUGAUGACAACACACAGGAGCUACCGAAACCAGUCCACCAGAGGGCUUCAUCAGCAGACUCAGGCGUAGAUGUGAAUCGUAACUACCGCACACGGAAACUGGACAGACAGUGCAAGAAAUCAGCUGCUAACAAACAGGGACCCCAGUACCAGGUGUCCUCUUCUGAAGCUACCAGUCCUCAAGAUCAGCAGCACAACACAAACAUAGCUGGAGCUGCAGCUGGUGGUUCAUGUAUGACUCAGUCACCAGCUACAAGCCCACAGUCCAAUGAAAGCAUGGGUCCCAUGGAGCUUAAUAUGCGAAUGCGGCUGGCUGACUUGCAACGACGCUAUAAAGAAAAACAACGUGAAUUAUCACGCCUCACACCAAAGAAAGCAGAAAGUACCCUAUUAACUGCUGGAAACAAUACUCCAGUGGCAACUACUUCUCCAUCAGAAAUGGGCGUGAGUCCAGCUUGUGCAGUUACAAAUAAUUCCAGUGCAAAUGUACAGCAAAGUCCAGUCAAGAGAGGCCCUGGAAGGCCACGGAAACGUUGCAACAGGCUGACACCAAAUUCACCUCAAAGAAAUACAGGCAGAGUCUCUGCUUCAAAAACAAACAGAGACUUACCACCUGUAUUGGAGAAAGUAACAGAGCCACCUCGUUUGAAAGCAUCAAAGCUUGAUAUUUUGAAGCCACCAACACUCACGGCAAAUCGCCCAAAACUGAGGCCAGCAGCUAUAUUGGCAGAAACACAGAUGCCCCAAUGCAAUGCCAGUCUAAUGAAGACAAAACCCAAAGUUAACGGUGACAUUUCUGGCACAACCCCUAAACUUGAUGGAUUAUUUGGUUCAGAUGCUGAGAAACAUAGUGCCUUUUCCUUGUGCCGCCUCCCGUGUCACACAUUUGGCUCGAAACCUUCCUCGCGCCUCCCCAAUCCAGGAGACUGUGAUGUGCAGUCCUGGUUUAAGAUGUCGGAAAAGCCACCUGUUGUCCUCAGACAGCAAGAAAAGGAAUUGUCAUCAGUUGAGGGCACAGAUGCUGCAGUAUUAUCUAUUGCUACCACUGCUACAACUACUUCAGUAGCGUCUAUGGCUUCUAUUACUACUUCAACUACUACUACAACUACAGCUACUACUACUACUACCCCAGUUUUAUCUUCAUCAAAGAAGCGAAAAGUUGGUAGACCAAAAAAACAUUUGCUUGAUGAUGGGAAGGUUGAGACCACAGAAAUGAUAGUAGCAAAGAAACCAAAAACAAAGAAUGGUCUUAUGGGCUUUUUAUUAUCACACCCAAGGCUUGAUAGCACUUUAGUAAGUUCCCAAGAACAAAACAAAACCGCUGCACAUAUGAUUUCAACAAUCAAGAAAUUGCCUAUAACUGACCACAAACCAAAGAUAAGACCAAAGCUGAAGGCUGAAGCUAAGGUGAAAACCUGGUCUUGGGCAGAUGAUGAUGACAAUGAUGAAGAGAAUAAUGAUGAUAAUGAUAAUGAGCAUGAUUUAGAAUGGAGAUCAGAAAACAUGAGGCCAGCAGUGAGCAAACAAGAAGUGAAAUACAUUCCAUGGGUGAACAAAAGUGAGAAGAAUGACAAAGUGCCUGCCAAAGUAGUUCAAAAUGAAAGUUCUGGAGGGACAUCAGCCAAAAGGAAAUUAAGUAGUGGCGAUGCAAAGGGUACAAAAACAGCAAAAAGAGUGGCCCGCUCUACUAGUCAAGAUAAAAAUCAACAUGGAAUCAUUACAAAACGGCAGAAAAGGAACAGAUGUAUAGCAGGAACAAAAGAGGUCAGUCGACAGGUUCCUGCUCUUCCUGCGACUAACACUGCUAGUGAGACAGAAGGAGAAGAUUUACCACUCAGUGUUUACAGCAGCAGAUCUUCACCACCAUCCUGUUUGCUGACAGCUUCACACUUAAAUACAGACAAGCAGCGUGUUCUGACUGCAUCAGGAGGUUUGUUUUAUGCUGGCACUCUGAGUGCAAUCCGUCCACCUGAUGUAUACGGUGUGACUUUGGAUGGAGAACGUGGGAACCGUCAGCAUAUCUAUAGCCGGGAGGAAGUGCUGAAGGAUGCGAUCCUAGAGGUGCGGCUGUCGAGCACUGCGGACCUUCCUCCUGGUACUCGAUUGUGUGCCUAUUGGAGCCAACAGUAUCGUUGUCUCUACCCAGGCACUGUGGCACAACCAUCUAGUCCAGACCCUGAGCUCGAUCGACAAUUUGUCAGCGUUGAGUUUGACGAUGGUGACAAUGGUCGUAUCAACAUAGAUGAUAUAAGAUUGCUGCCACCUGACUACCCCGUUGUUGAGUAUGAUCCAAACCCUCUUCUGAGCUUAGGAAAAAGACGUCGACGUAAUUCUGGAACAAGCUGUGAGAGCCAUUCAAAAGACCGCCGAAUAAGUAAUGAUACAACAGGUGUUGCUGGUACAAAUACAGUGACUACAGUCACACCAAAACCUGAUCUGUCUAGCAGCAUUACUGAAACUGCUAAAGGAAAAUGCUCCUCUCCUGUGGACAUUGAGAGUAGGUCAACAGCACAGUUGCAGGAGCAGUCAGAAACUGCAUCACAGCAUCGUGAUGGUCGAACUACUACAGAUGAAACAACCUCUGUUCAACAAUCAUCUGGGUCCACAUUACUUGAUGUUGGGGACAAUAGCAGUCUUAGGGAACGCCGUAGGCUGAAGAAAAGACGCCGUGAUAAAUUGAAGCGCUUAUUAUCAUGCAGUGCUGGUGUUCUUAUGGCAGAAGGAGUUGCGCUGAAGAAGAAACGGAGGAAGCAUCAUUGCUGUGAAGAACAUUGUCGACAUAAGAGACAUCACCGCCGACAUAGACGGAGAAGACAUCGACAUAGAAGGGACUCUGGCAGUGAUUCCACUUCAAAAUCAGGCCACACCAGUACAGAUGGUGCAUCUCAGGCCUCACCUGCUGAUGGGAUUGUGCAUGUAUCUGACGGCCAGUAUCCAGAUAAAUGUCAAGAAACAGAUGUUGCUACAUCUGGUGAUGCAUGUGCAAGUGGUGUUGGAACAAGCAGUGGCAGUACCACUGGAGACAGCAUCAGUGGCAGUACAAGUGAGGUAGAUGAAGACCUUGCUCAGCCUGCUACAAAGACAAAGAAGGAGAAAGAGAUUGUGAAGCCUAAGAAGUGUCGUGACAGACAGCCAUCAGUCGAGAGUCGAAGCAAAAUGGCAGCAUUCCUACCAGCUAGACAGUUAUGGGGUUGGUCAGGAAGAGGUUUCAAGCGACCUGGAGCUAAAGGACGAGGACGUAAAGAGUUCUACAAAGCUAUCCAACGGGGCAAGGAGAGUAUCAGGGUUGGUGACUGUGCAGUUUUUCUGUCAACUGGAAGACCUGAUCGUCCAUACAUUGGUCGCAUAGAAUCAAUGUGGGAAGCUUGGGGUACUAACAUGGUAGUACGUGUCAAAUGGUUUUACCAUCCAGAAGAGACUAAUGGAUGUGCACCUCUAAAAUAUCCCGGUGCAUUGUUUGAGUCGCCACACAGUGAUGAAAAUGAUGUUCAAACAAUCUCUCAUAAAUGUGAAGUGCUGCCACUAGAAACAUACAUACAACGCCUGGGUGCUGAACCUCAUAGGUUCUCCACUAUUUAUGAUAAUAAUGAUAUAUACUACUUAGCAGGCUAUUAUGAUCCCACAAGCAAACAACUUACAAUGGAACCAGGUGUUAUGUGAACAAUUUAGAGUCGUAAUCUCUUUCAGAAUAUCUCAUCUGUGUUGUUUUGUUAAAUACUUUCCAUGAACAUUUAGCAGCAUAUUUGUAAAUCCAGACUGUGUGCUCAAAAUUUAAAAUUUUGCAUACAAAGAAACUUUUCAAAUGUAUUUAUUGUUCUGGGAUGGCUCUGUGUUAUUAGUAUUCAAAGCUGAGGGUGGGUAUGCAAACAGAGAAUGUAAAUAUUAAAAUGUUGUUGUGCAUACUGUUGGUACAGUCAUAGUUAACAUCGUGUGCAAGAUGAUCAGAAUGUAGAAUAAGUGCAAUGCUGUUUCGUGUAUUUAUAUCAGAUUAUACCUGUCAGCCUUCUGCAUAUAUAAAUAGUAUUUAUUUUUAUUGACCACAGAAGAUUCUUGUAUAUAAUGGAACAAGCCAGUGAACGAUUGCAUGUGCCUGGAAUCACGUAGUGAUUCACUUGUUUAAAGACUGCACACUAGUAAAGUCUAGAUUGAUGGGAUUUAUUUACUACAUUCUGUUACAGAGUUGAGAAUGAAAGAUUGAGGUGUCAAUAAGCUAAAGACUGGCAAGCGUCUUAAAGAAAGAUAUUGUAUAUUUAAAGAUUGAUGAUGUAUAUUUUUUUCCUCUCAUUGUUAAUGUAUAGUAGAUUUCCUGCAUCAGUCUCUGAUGCGCCUUCGCUAUCACAAGUUAACAAUCAGAGAUAUUGAUACAUGUAUAAUUUUUCAUUCGAAAAGGAACCAGCUAGUAGUGCAAAUUAUGUACAGUACUAAUUCUCACUGAAUGCCUGUAGUGUGUAUACUGUUUAAAUUACUGUGGGCUGUUGCUGUAGUAUGUUAAUGAUUUUCAAAAAAUCUGCAGACUGCAUUUCAGACAACUGUUUCCAUAGAUAAAAAGAAUGAAAAAAGAAAGAAAUUAAUAAAAUACUUUUAAGGACACUUUAGUUUUAUAAAAAUGAGAUCUAGUAAGUUGAACUAUUUUUCUAAGUUACUUUUUCUUCUGAUUUCUUAGGGAGCUGGACCACUUUCCUUACUUUUUAAAAUUAUUUCCAAUCACAAGUUGUGGAUUAUAGCUUAACUGGUAACAUAGGAAUGGUCUUCAUUUUAUUACAUAUCCCUUAAAAAUGCGGGAUGAAUGAUUUAAGAGCAGGUGCCAUUUCAAAUGUUUGUUCCGUUUUGAGACUGCUUUUCUUGCAAGUAGACUCAUCCUGUGCAUUUGUGUUUGUUUCACUCUUAGUACUCUUUUGGUCACAAAUAAAUGAGGUAGUACUCUUGAUAAUCAAAAAUAAUUUAUCAAAUGAAUCGGUAAGGAACCACAACUAGUCAAAAUUUAUUUGAAGAUAAAUGGAAGAAUAAUAAAGUCAGAAAGUAGGCUGUAUGCAGCCAAUUGCCACCCAUCUUUUAAAUUGGUUGUGUAAUUUUUCUGCUUUCCAAAUUAUGGUAUAGAGUGCUUAAUAUUUUUAAUUUUUACUGAAAAGCAUUAGUAAACUCUUCUGUGGAUUUGUAAGGAGUUGUAAAAAUUAGUAUCAUUAUAUAAUAGUUGCAUAAUAGUCAUGAAAAACUGAAUUACUCCAAUUACAUUCAGAAUAUUAAAAAUAACUUUCCAAAUGUACCCAUGUGCAUUGGUUUCAUCCAAUAGUCAACUUAUUUUACUAAUGUGAGGGAAAUAAAAUAUGUUAUGAAACUCAAGAUCCCUUCAUAUAUCCUUAUAUGUAUUAACAUCAGCAUAUGAAAUGUCCAGUUCUUGAAUGUGUCAUUUCAUGUGCUAUGGUUCUAGCAUUGUUAAUAUAAUUUCCUUACAAAGCUCCGCCCUUGUGCUAGGACGACAAAACAUUCUCUAGUUGUCAGAGACAAUAGAACACAUCUUAUGUUACCAGGUGAAGGACUAUGCAGUUUGACUCUCAUGUGUUCAGAGUAUGGUGUAUAAAUGUGCCAUAUGGUAUUUUCCUUAGUUCAUAAGUAUAUUUUCUUGUGCAGAUGCUUGUUAAACUAGUCCACUUCCUAGAAUCAGUUGGGUAUACUGAAUUUCUCUUAGUUCAACUUUUUCAGACCUUUCAUUGUAUUAAUUUCACUGUUCAUUAUAACAUACUUGUGGGAAGAAUGUGUGUUUAUGUUGUAUAUUGUCUGUGACCUGGACAUAUAAUGGAGGUGUUGCAGCAGCAGAUAAUUCUCUACAUGAGACUUAUCAGUCUGCAGGAUGAGUUUUUAUAGAUUGUACAGUUAAGCUUAAUUUUACUGUUAUAAAUUUAUACAAAUAAAUGUAUCAAAUUACGCUUAUACCAGAAAGAGCUACACAGUCUUAUUUAGGUGCUGUUAAAAUUAUUUUCAAAUAUGUUUUAUAUAAAACUCAACAAGUGAAAUAUAUUGUAAACAAAAGGUGAGGUAUGAGUGUCAUUUAUUACCAUGUUGCAAACAAGGUGCUAUGUGUAAAGAGUAUUUUACUGAGGAAAGCAGUUUGUUAAAGGAGUUAAGUGUCUCACUAUUGUGAUCUUUUGGAAGAUAAUUACUAUAUUAGUAUGGAAAGAAACUUCUCUUUGUUUUAUAAUUUUCACUUAUUCUUAUAUGAGUGAAGUAAAUAAAUAUUUAAAUAUAUAAAUUAUAUAACUAUAUAAAGAGACAAAGAGAAAGAAAGUUUAUGUUCACAAAUUAAUGCAGGGUGAAAAGAUAAGACAUGUAAUAGUAUUCUCCACUUUUUGUAUAUAAAAAGAGUGUGUGUGUGUGUGUGUGUGUGUGUGUGUGUGUGUGUGUGUGUGUGUGUGAGAUGUAUAUGUGGGCGGGCACAAGCAUGCACUCACAUGUGUGAGAGAUAUUGUGUGCACACUUGUGUGCAUUUAGAAAGUGUAAAAUAAAAUUGAAAAAUUUUGAUGCUUUAAAA